Molecule: messenger RNA, 517 nt
Organism: Limanda limanda (common dab)
Lineage: Eukaryota; Metazoa; Chordata; Actinopteri; Pleuronectiformes; Pleuronectidae
Product: mitoregulin-like
Exons: 2
Coding region: 56-226 (56 amino acids)
Biological process (GO): positive regulation of mitochondrial membrane potential
Cellular component (GO): mitochondrial inner membrane
Source: RefSeq, a predicted model, not a curated record
UCACGCCGCCGCCUCCAACGUGUGCUCCCCCACCGGCUCUGCUCCAGAGGUGAACAUGGCAGACGUCUCGGACAGGUCGCUGCAGCUGGCCGUGGUGGUGUCGUUCGCCGCCGGCUUCGUGGCGGGCUGGCAGGCCAACCGGAUGAGGAGGAGGUUCCUGGACUGGAGGAAGAAGCGGCUGCAGGACCAACUGUCAGCGACUCAGAAGAAGCUGGAUCUAGCCUGAGAGAUUCGUGGCUAAGAUCCGGAAGAAGCUGCUGUUUCCUGGAUGUUUGGAGAAGACGCCUCAUCGUGAUCUUCCUGUUCUGCCUCCCUGUUCCUGCCACACCUUCCUGAUAAAGACUGGACUUGAUGUUUACUAUAUGGAAACACAACCAUACCCCUCACAUGGCACCUUCCUGCCUGCCCUCAGACUCUAGUGCGAUCAAAUAUAUGAACUGUGUCUACAGGGAUUUUCCUUCUCAGCGUUUCUCUUGUCUACAUCUGGUCCAAUAAAUUAUUGUGUUUUUCAAGUUUA